This is a messenger RNA of Capsicum annuum, 936 nucleotides long. RefSeq names its product histone H3.3. Gene Ontology annotation, cellular component: nucleosome. The record is from RefSeq and is marked validated. Gene Ontology annotation, molecular function: protein heterodimerization activity; DNA binding; structural constituent of chromatin. NCBI's taxonomy places the organism in Eukaryota, Viridiplantae, Streptophyta, Magnoliopsida, Solanales, Solanaceae.
GAAAAACACACCCACAAGGUAAAGAAAUCGUAACCACCUCCAACUUUUACACGUUCUAUAAAUACCAUCUAUCCCACCUUAUCCCCAACCACGUCUUCUCAAAAACCGAAUAGUUCCUUCUGUUCUUCUAGAGAAUUUUCAAGCUUUCUAUCUGCCUUCAAUUCCAAGCAAAACUAAGAAACUCAGAUGGCUCGUACCAAGCAAACCGCUCGUAAGUCAACUGGAGGAAAGGCUCCAAGGAAGCAGCUUGCAACCAAGGCUGCCCGUAAGUCUGCCCCAACCACGGGAGGAGUCAAGAAGCCUCAUCGUUAUAGGCCAGGAACUGUUGCUCUUCGUGAAAUCCGCAAGUACCAGAAGAGUACCGAGCUUUUGAUCAGGAAGUUGCCAUUCCAGAGGCUUGUUCGUGAAAUUGCUCAGGAUUUCAAAACCGAUUUGCGUUUCCAGAGUCAUGCUGUGUUGGCUUUGCAGGAGGCAGCUGAGGCUUACCUUGUUGGGUUGUUUGAGGAUACCAAUUUGUGCGCUAUUCAUGCUAAGCGUGUCACCAUCAUGCCUAAGGACAUCCAGCUCGCUAGAAGGAUUAGGGGAGAAAGGGCUUAGAUUGGUUAUUCUUCGUUGUUGCUUAGGUUGCUAAAAGUGUCUUUAAUAAUUUCUGCUGUUCUCUUCUCAGGAAUCGUAGGUUUAUAUAGGUAUCAAUGGUUGUGGAUUACUGGAUAUUUGACAAUAUAUAGUCAAUUUUAUUGGUUAAAUUCUCUUCUCUUAUCUUUCUAUUCAUUUACUGCUCAUCUUGUGCCUGAAUGUCUUUUAAAGGAGAUUUACAGAUGAGCGAUUUUGACGUGAAUCUUGAACCUUUCAAAUCUGCCAUUAUGUUAUUGUUCUUGGGUGCGUGUAGUUUUGGUCAAGUGGGGACUGCCUGCUUGAUUUUGUCAUGAAUGCUUA